ACAUACAGAUCAGAAAACGGAUCAAUGCCUUUCCCAACCAUAUCUAUAUGUAACCUUAACAAGGUAAACAAGUCGUAUAUGGAGGAGCAUGAGGACCUGGCAGAGGUGUGGAAGGUGGUGUCUAGUCCCUGGGCCCAUCCUGCUGUAGACUGGAGCCAGGAACCUUACAACACUUACAAGGAGCUUACUAAUUACGAUAUUUAUCAGUUUUCAUCAACUUGGGAGCAGACAGCAGUAGCUUGCAACCACGCAGGAGUGAGGUACUGUGAAGACCUUCAUUUUAGCAAAGACCACAUAGUCCUCCAGGAAUUUGGGCCGACGGGAAAAUGCUUCAGAUUUAACCCAAAGGGAGUGAUACGAUCCAAAGCGGGCGACUACGGCUCUAUUUAUCUGAGACUCAAUGUUAACCGACGAGAGUACUUAGUGCUAGAUGAAGUACUGUUUACAGUAGCGAUACACCACCACACCCAAUACAGUGUGACUAGGAAUACUGGUAUCCAGAUUAGUCCCGGCUUCAAGUACAAGAUUGGGGUCCGAGCUGUUGAGAGGGAAGAGUUAGAUGUGUCUAGAGGAGGAAAAUGCGACGUGAACAGAAAAACUAACAGUUACGGAGCUUACGAUCUGGAGUCCUGUCACAUGGAAUGUAGAGACAAGAUCUUAGAAAAAGAAUGUGGGUGUGUGCUCUGGUUACCACCACACAAUAUACACGGUUACAGACGUUGUAACUUACAGGAAACUUACACUUGCGGGUUCGCUGCUUAUUACAAGUUCGUAUUGAAGGAGAGUGACGUGGACCACAAGCCGGAGAAGGAGGAGGAGUGUUCUUGUCCGGUACCCUGUAAGAACACUAUCUACUCACUACAAACUACCACCACUGCUCUUAGCAAGGAGUGGGCUAUCAGAAAGGCUCAGAAAGAGGGCCUUAACUUCAACUACACAGCUACUGACUAUUUAGAAAACAAUGUGAUAAUAGAGGUAUUCUUUGCUGACAUGUACGUGGAUAAAAUAGCUCAAAUUCCAGCUUAUGACUUUUGGAACCUUCUAGCGGAUGUAGGUGGUAUGAUGGGACUGCUUCUUGGGGCCAGUGUGUUUACUUUACUAGAGGUGCUCUCUAAGAUAUCAAAGAAGAUAUACCAGCAUUCCAGAAAGAAGGACUGA
This is a messenger RNA of Bolinopsis microptera, 1158 nucleotides long. RefSeq names its product acid-sensing ion channel 4-like. The transcript is spliced from 10 exons. NCBI's taxonomy places the organism in Eukaryota, Metazoa, Ctenophora, Tentaculata, Lobata, Bolinopsidae. Gene Ontology annotation, biological process: sodium ion transmembrane transport. Gene Ontology annotation, molecular function: ligand-gated sodium channel activity. Bases 25 to 1158 code for a protein of 377 amino acids. The record is from RefSeq and is a predicted model, not a curated record. Gene Ontology annotation, cellular component: plasma membrane.